Messenger RNA from Corvus hawaiiensis (hawaiian crow), 4528 nucleotides. It is a transcript of the gene INTS12, whose product is annotated as integrator complex subunit 12. Bases 2729 to 4153 code for a protein of 474 amino acids. Gene Ontology annotation, biological process: snRNA 3'-end processing. The record is from RefSeq and is a predicted model, not a curated record. The transcript is spliced from 8 exons. Lineage: Eukaryota; Metazoa; Chordata; Aves; Passeriformes; Corvidae. Gene Ontology annotation, cellular component: integrator complex.
UCGUUGCUUUGGUGUAACUAUUUCGGAAAUUCGGGUUUAACUAAAGUUUGCUUCUCUCCCUGAGAAAUUAGCAGGAGGAUGAUACCCAGGAAUUUGUACACUUGAUAAGUUUCAGUAGAUAUUGAAUAAGGGAAAGGUGAAAGCAGUAGUGGAGGUGUACACAAUUUACCAGUGGCUUGGACCAAUGAGCAGUGACGUGUUGAAACAGCAUCUUCAGGUCCAUUUUCUGCAGAAUAUUGAAGCUCAGAGGUAGCAGGGCUUAGCAAAUCUCAGUUGUGCAGGUACAGUUAUCACAGAAUGUCCUGAGUUGAAAGGCACCCACAAGAAUCAUGCCAUUUAUCAGGAAAAGGAGUCACAAGGAAAAUACGGUGCUGCCACUGAGUGGAACAAGUGUGUCAGUGACAGCAGACACAGAUGAGGGUCAAACAGUUGAUGUCUUCCUUGCCACGGACUUGAUCUGUAAGGUCUCCAAGGCCUUUUGCCACAAGGCAGAGUUCAAGGAGAGAGGGAACUACAAGCUGUGGAAGAGGAUUGUAGCAGGAUUGCUUCCCUGAUAAGUCCAUGGGCCCAGGUGGACUGCAUUCAAGGGUGCCAACAGCUUACAGGGUCUUCACAAAGCUGCUUUCUGUCAUCUUUUAAAGGCCGUGAGAGCAGGGGAGAUCCCAAAGAUUGGAGAAAGGCAAUCUUCAAAAAGGGCAAGAAGGACAAGCAAGAGCUACAGACUGGUCAGCCUCAUUCCUUCCUUCUAUGGAAGUAUCAUGGAGGAAGCCAUUUGUAGCAUAAGAAGGAACAGAUGGAGACUGGGAAAAGCCAGGUCUACCAAGGAUAAAUCAUGCCUGAUCAAUUGGCUUGUCCUCUGUGACAAAAUAGCUAGAUCUGAAGAUGGAGUGUUGGAUACCAUCUGCAGUGGGCUUAGGGGGAUAUAAUGGAAUCUUUAAUUUACCUGAGGAUAUUAUUGGAAAGAUAGAGCCAGUCUUCAUACUCAGAUGCCCAGUGGGAGAAUGGAAGACACCACAAGCUAGAACCUCCAUUUCAAAGCAAGGAAAUGAGGACAGUGAGGCAUUGGGACAGGUUGCCCAGAAGGAUUUUUGCAUUCCUGUCUUUGGAGAUUUUCAGGAUCCAACUGGAAAAGUCCUGGGCAAGCUGGUCUGAAUUCACUGUUGACUUUGCAUUCAAUAGGAGGUUGCACAGGAUGGCUCUGUGGGGUCCCUUCCACAAGAAAUCAUUCUGUGACUCAAAUAAUUCACUGUUUCUGUGGAGAAAACAGCGAAUACAGGACAGUAGUGUAAUCUUAAAAUUUUUGGAUAAACUGAUUGCAGUGAUACUGAUUGGAAUACUAAUUUAAAAGUACAUUAUAAAAUAUGUUGUAGAAUAGAAUGUAAAAUUAAGGAUGCCAGUACUAGUAACUCCAUAGCAGGAGAUCUUACAUGUGUCUUAGAAGAUUCUUUGUAGAAGAUGGCAAAGAAAUUAGAACUGAUUGAUACAAUUGUUCUGAUUAAUACAGUUAUCCAGACUACUGAAGUAUGUGAGUUUUGAAAUGUCCCUUGUGGAAAGUAACAGAGAACUUAUGCUGUCAUAAAUCAAAUGCUGAUUAAGAUACUAAAGCAAAAACUGAAAAUUGAAGUUCAUUCUUUCCUGCUUUUUAAGAUUUUCCUUGAUCUACUUUUUUAAGACUUUCAUUAGAUCUGAAAGUGACCUGGAAGAGGCAUUAUUGGCAAAUAAGCAAAAUCUGCCACUGUCACUGUUAAUAGAUAUAGUCUGGAAGAGGGUAGAUUCUGAGGAACAGAAGGAUCCAAAGGGACAGGGGAAAAGUGAAUUGGUUUUAUGGUGGUAAGUGAAAAACAGUGCAGUGAGUGUGCUGGAAGGAAUUAUAAGCUAUUGGUUCAUGUGACUGGGUUUUAAGGCAACUGUUACAGAUCUUGAAGGUAGCUGAAAAGGAAAUGUCAGUGAAAGGCCUUUUAAUCAUUAGUGGCAGUAAAAAGUAAAAAUAUUAAUGAGUCUAUAAAAGAAUGGGUUUGAUAAUAGUAUUGCAGUGUAAAUAUAGCUAUAUUUCCUUUGAAAAAUAUCUUUAGUAGUACACAUGCCUCAGAAAAUAAUAGGAAUAGGAGUUCAGAAGCAGGUGGAUGAAAAUAUGACGAUAUAUGGAAAUGUAAUGGAAGUAGAUCCACUUAGCUGCAAGUUAUGAUGAAUAAGAUAAUACAUGGGCAGGCAUGUGAAAUAGUAGAUGGCAAAUGAAUGAAAAAAAGAAGAGGGCUCCUACACCCUAUAAAUCUGAUAAGUCUUAAAUUGGAAGACCACGUAUUCUGUAGAGAGCACAGUUAAGGUUGAUUGUAUUUGGCAGAAGACAAUAGUAUACUCAAGAAGUGAAAGAAUCCAAGACUUCUAGGAUGUUUUAAGAAUAACAACCCCCUGAUUAACAUCCAUGUUUCCCCAGGGAUUUAAACCACUUAGGAUAGUCCACCUUGGGAGGUAACAGAGAACUAAAUUGAGGAAGGUGCUUUUGGGUUUAGGCUGAUGGGUGAAUGCUGGGUUGCAAGAGGGUGUGCUUGCUUUGUGCAAAACCAGUUCUGCUCAGGGUUCAAGGGUUUUAACACAGCCCUCUGAUCUCACAGCUGCAUUAUCAAACUGCUACAGAAAGGAGAGUGUCAUGCUCACUCUUUUCCUAAACAGCAUUUAAAUUAUUUCCUGUACAAAGAUUCCACUUCAAGAAGAAAGUCAAGACUCAACUAUGGCUGCUACAGUGAACUUGGAGCUGGAUCCCAUUUUUCUGAAAGCCCUGGGUUUUUUGCACUCAAAGAGUAAGGAUUCUGCUGAAAAGCUGAAAGCACUUCUUGAUGAGUCGUUGGCCAGAGGAACUGACUCAAGCUAUCGUCCCUCUCAGAAGGAGGAUCUGUCUUUGGAAAAGGAGCACCUUUUCCUUAGAAAGGAAGUAGAGCAACCAAAAGUAUCUGUUACCAAACCUAUUAAGCAAGAGCCUAAAGCUUCAUCCAGUUUGCCUUCUGGCAACAACAAUGGCAAGCCCACUACAUCAGAAAAGGUGAAAAAAGAAACAGAAAAGAGAUCUGCAGAUAAAACAAAAGGGGAUCCUGCUGAAGGAGCUGAUGCACCAAAGAAGCCCAGGGUAGAGAAGCAAGAAGCUCGUUCCUCUCCUAUUACAGUUCAGACGAGCAAGGAUUUAUCCAUGCCUGAUUUAUCUAGCUUUGAGGAAACCAGUGCUGAUGACUUUGCUAUGGAGAUGGGAUUAGCCUGUGUUGUUUGCAGGCAAAUGACAGUUACUUUUGUGAAUCAGCUAGUGGAGUGUCAGGAGUGCCAUAAUCUCUACCACCAGGAUUGCCAUAAACCUCAGGUGACAGACAAGGAAGUGAAUGAUCCUCGACUUGUCUGGUAUUGUGCCCGCUGUACCAGGCAGAUGAAGAGAAUGGCUCAGAAGACACAAAAACCACCUCAGAAACCAGCUCCUGCAGUGGUUUCAGUUGCACCAGCUUUGAAGGACCCGUUGGUCAAGAAACCAGAAAUCAAGUUAAAACCUGAGACUCCACCAGCUUUUCUGGCAUUCAAGAGAACAGAAGUCAAGACCUCAGCAGCAGUUUCGGGGAACUCUGCCAGUACAAGCGUUUCCUCUUCAGCGACGAGUGGCCUUACAGGAUGGGCUGCUUUUGCAGCCAAAACCUCCUCUGCCAACCCAUCAACUGCCAAACUGGGAUCGACAGCACAGAGUGCCAGCGGGAAACCUGCAGCUUCUUCAAAUAACCAGAAACCCGUGGGUUUGUCAGGGCUGGCGACUUCAAAAACAGGACUGGGGUCCAAAAUAGCUUCCGCCAACAACAGCGCGAACCCCGUGCAGCUGAAGCCUCCCCCGCCGCUGACCCUGGGCAAGACGACGCUGAGCCGCUCGGUGAGCAGCGACAACGUGAGCAAGGCGGGGCUCCCCAGCCCCAGCAGCGCCGCCCCCAGCCCCAGCAGCCAGGGCGGCGGCAACGGCGGCAGCGGCACCGCGGGCACCAGCGCGGGCAGCGCCGGCAAAGCCGCGGCCGACAGCGGCAACCAGUCAGCGUCCCUGAAGGGCCCCACCUCGCAGGAGUCCCAGCUCAACGCCAUGAAAAGGCUGCAAAUGGUCAAGAAGAAGGCUGCUCAAAAGAAACUCAAGAAGUAGGCUGGCUGCUUGCGGUUUUUGUUGGUUGUGUUCCGUGAGACAGUGGCGUUGGUGUUUUUCUUAAAGAAAAUCUGCCAGGUACUGGACUGAAACAGGUUAAAUCAGGGAAGCCCAAACCCUAUGCUAUGCAGGAGGUCAAAUUUUAAUAAUUCUGGUAUUCCUUCUGCCUUUGCAAAUCUGUGAAUUGAAUAUGUUAGAGGAAUUCAUUAUUACGUGCUCCUGGUUUUGUAGCUCAAAGCACUGAAACUUGAAAUCGUAAAAGCUGCGUAUUUUUUAAUAUUAAAACCCAUACAUUUGUGUGGAUACUUAAUAAAUUGAAUUUGCUGAAACUGUCAUUCUUAAAUGUUAAUAAUAAAAGGAUUAUUAACCUGGGAA